GUGAUAGACAAUUGUCACAGUCAGUAGUGUCAACUGUCAACGUUUUAUAAAAAUUGAACAAAACAUUGAGCAAUUCAAUGCAAUUUCAAUAUUCUGUGAUUUAAUCCGGUCUAUUUUAUUGUAUUACGUUGUAAUUUAUAUUCACUCGAUUGAUUCUACAUAUUAGUAUUUCAAGCCACUCACUGCAUAAUGUCGUCGUUCCAAGAUCGACAAAAAAGCCUCUUUAACCAGUUAAAAGAUGCUGAAGACCAAUACAGCUUUUCCAAAACAAACAAAGCAGCACCUCAAGACUAUGGCACAAUCGAUAAAUACACAUACAAGAAACUAAAACAUGAAAUGAAACAAUUCAGAGGCAGGGAAAGUAUAUACAAGAGGGCUGAGGCUAACAUUCGAGAAUGCCUCAAGGCAAAGACUAUUCCUGACCACAUUAAAAACCCUCAGAGAUAUAAAUACUAUUCACUAGCCGAUGUGACUCCUGAACAAAUGUCUGACUCCACAAACACUGCUACAGCAUUAGCACUCAUUCGUGAGCUAGAAGAAAAGAAUGCAGCUGAAACUGCCAUGGAGACAGACACAGAUGAUGGUGUGUUCAAAAAACCAACAUUCCACAUUUCAUCAUCUCUAAGAAAGUCGCCCAAACCAGAAGAAAAACCUAUAUUUAAAAGCAGUAAAGUCAUAAUGCCAGAGUAUGUUGUUGGAGUCACAAAGAAAAAAGAGAAGAAAGUGAAUUUACCUAAAAAGGAUAGUUCUAAGAAUUCAGAAGCUUCUGGCACUAGGGUGGCAUUAAAGUUGGAUCAUCUUUUUGAAGAUGAAUAGUUUUUUGAUGAUGUUUAAUAUUUAGUAUUAUGUUUUAAAUAGUAAUAAAGUGACUUUUUACACUUCA
Messenger RNA from Helicoverpa zea (corn earworm), 883 nucleotides. RefSeq lists its product as uncharacterized. The transcript has 2 exons. Bases 190 to 816 code for a protein of 208 amino acids. The record is from RefSeq and is a predicted model, not a curated record. Lineage: Eukaryota; Metazoa; Arthropoda; Insecta; Lepidoptera; Noctuidae.